AUGAGUCACCUCAGUGCGAUGUACGCCACCAAACGGCGUCGCCGGAAUUCCAAAAACGUACGGGUAGCGCCGAAGGAAGGCCCCAAUGGUCAGCCGGUAAAGUCAAACCCCAGCAAGCGGCACCGAGAGCGCCUGAACGCCGAACUGGACACGCUGGCCAGUCUGCUGCCUUUCGACCAGAACGUGCUGUCCAAGCUGGACAAGCUGUCCAUACUCAGGCUGAGCGUCUCCUACCUGCGAACGAAAAGCUACUUCCAAGCGUCCUUACACCGCAACAUGGAGAGGCACGACGGCCACCAGCACAAGAGCAGAGAGCUGCUGUACAUCGAGUCACUCGUCGAAGGAGAUCUCAUUCUGCAGGCGCUCAAUGGCUUCCUGCUCAUACUCACCUGCGACGGAGAAGUUUUCUACGCAUCUCAUACGGUCGAAACAUACCUGGGCUUUCAUCAGUCAGACAUCUGCCACCAGAGCGUGUACGAGCUGGUGCACUCGGAGGACCGCGAGGAACUCCAGAGGUUCCUGCUGUGGAACUCGCAGCUGCCUUCCGAUCGCAGCGCCAUCUCGCUCCAGGAGGCCCUCUUACCCGAGAAUGCUCAGUACCUGGAUAGGAAUUUCACCGUGCGCUUUCGUUGCCUGCUGGACAACACCUCCGGUUUCUUGCGGCUGGACAUCCAGGGCAAGAUCCGCGUCCUUCAGGGCCAAAACCACAAGACCGAGGAGCCUCCGCUGGCGCUGUUCGCCGUGUGCACGCCAUUCGGGCCUCCGUCCUUGCUCGAGAUGCCCCAGAAGGAGUCCAUGUUCAAGAGCAAGCACAAGCUCGACCUGGCACUAGUCUCCAUGGACCAGAGGGGCAAGCACCUGCUCGGCUACGCGGACUCGGACUUUAUGAGCCAAGGCGGCUACGACCUGGUUCACUUCGACGAUCUCGCCUACGUGGCCAGCGCGCAUCAAGAACUGCUGAAGACGGGCGCCUCGGGGCUGAUUGCGUAUCGGCUCGCUACCAAGGACGGCAAAUGGCAAUGGCUGCAGACCAGCGCGAGGCUGGUUUACAAGAACUCCAAGCCGGAUUUCAUCUUGUGCACGCACAGGCCUCUUAUGGAAGAAGAAGGCCGCGACUUGCUCGGCAAGCGGACGAUGGACUUCAAGGUCACCUACUUGGACGCCGGCCUGACGACGUCCAGUAGCUGCUCGUCGACGAGCAGCGAACGAAACAGUGCCAGCAGCAUAGGAGGCGGCGGGGGCGCGAGCAGCGGCAACAACUGCAACGCCAACUCAACCGGCGACGCCGGCGGAGCGCUGAUGUCCGAGAACGACUUCAUCCUGCGCUGUCAGAGGAACCGACGCUACAAGUCGCAAAUACGCGACCUCCUGAGCCGCGGAAAGCGGAGCAAGGGCUCCUCGUCGAGCAAGAACCCCACGCCCCCGCCGCCGCCGACGACGUACAGCAUCGAGGACUACGGCAACAUGUACGCGACCGCAGCGCCGUACGCUGCUGCGGCCGCCGCAGCUGCCGCGGCGAGCGACAGCGGGCUUCCGCCGGGAUACGGCGUGGCGGCCCAGAACUUGUUCCUGGACAACUCGAGGUUUCUGGCACCCGAGAACUUCCUCCACUACCGGCACCUCAGCGGAUACUACGCGCCCGAGUAUCCCCAGUACGGCAACGGCUUCCUCGACCCCGCCACCAGGUAUACGCCCUACCAGGAGCAGAAGGACGACAAGCUGUACGCCUGUCAGAUAGACAAGUACAACGGCGUCCAAGCGCCCAAGGCCUCGUGCUGCGACCCUUACAGCGCCGUACUUCCCGACAGCAGGCAGCUCGGCUUCGGCAGCCUCUCGGACUGUUUGCUCAGGCCGGCCAAGGCUACAGCCGUGCCGGCGCCCAAGGAAGACAUGACGCGGCAGAGCGUGCUCAUGUGGGGCGCGCCCCCUCCUCCUCCUCCACCCCCGCCGCCGCCUCACACGGCGCCUCAACACCCCGUGUCUGGAGCCUCCGCGGCGGACCCCGGCUGCAAAUGGGGCGGCCUGGCGUCGGCGCCAAAGACCAGCUCACCGCACAACAGCUCCAGUCCUGUCGGCGCCCGGGUGGCUCCGACGCCGUACGCCGCGGCGCCCACGUACACGCACGAAAUGGUUCCGGAGUUGCCAGGGGUGGACGUGCUGCGCCAUUCUGCGCCAAUCUGA
Messenger RNA from Rhipicephalus microplus (southern cattle tick), 2181 nucleotides. RefSeq names its product aryl hydrocarbon receptor spineless (gene ss). Lineage: Eukaryota; Metazoa; Arthropoda; Arachnida; Ixodida; Ixodidae. Gene Ontology annotation, molecular function: nuclear receptor activity; protein dimerization activity; transcription cis-regulatory region binding. Gene Ontology annotation, biological process: regulation of transcription by RNA polymerase II; xenobiotic metabolic process; response to xenobiotic stimulus. The record is from RefSeq and is a predicted model, not a curated record. Gene Ontology annotation, cellular component: nucleus; aryl hydrocarbon receptor complex.